AUGGAUGCGAAUCCAAUGAGUGAGGGUGUUCAGCCGCAGCAGCCGCAGCCCGAGAGGCAAGAGGAGGGGAAGCAGGAGCAGGAGCUGGGCAGUAGCUCCGUAGCUCCGCCCACAUCUGAUGGCGCUCAGAAUAGCACGCUGAUAUCACUUGCGCCGCCGAUCCCUCUGCCCCCGCCGGCAGAGACGCUUGACGCCUCCACCGACAGACGCCGCUCACUUGCAGCGUCCGUUCUUUUGCGAAACACCGACGCGGACCUUGCCGCCUCGUGCCGCUCCUCAACUUACCCAAGGAACUCCAGACGCAGCAGUCUUCGCGUCAGGGGUGGCGUUGCAGAGGGUCUUGAGAGGGCGGUCGACAUGGUUCAAACCUACCCGCUUAUGCUUGUCGAUGGUACUGCCUUUGAGAACCAAAUCCUUCGGAGAAACUCCGGGGAUAGUUCGCUGUUGAACUCCACAAUUUCACUCAUUUCGCCUUUAAACUUGGAUGAGGCGGAUGUGUCUUUCUCGGAUUUGACGGAUGUGCUGGGUCAGCUGCGUUCAAAGAGCAGCGUAGUUCCCUUCGCGGCGCGGCUAAAACGCGCAUGCAUGUGGAGCGUGAUUGUUAUUGCCGUACGGGCGCAUCAGGCCUGGCGUGAGGCCUUUCGUCGGCAGCGCCUUCGUGCAACGCUUGAGUUUCUGCUGUUGCCUGUAAUUUUGCGGAGGCGUGGAGAAAAGGAGGUGGGGAAGACAUUUUUUCGUCGCUCGCAGUGCAAAGGGCCGGAGCCGCUACGUGACGACGACGGUCUAAAGCCACAAGGAAACUUUAUCUGGGAAAACUGCGAGUUUUUCCGUUCUCUGGGGAACCCACGGUUCUGUGAGGAGGUUGCGGAGGUCGUUCUUCGCUACCGCCACCCCGCCGGAAACGCGAUCGCCGCCGUCGGCGCGCCCUCGCAGGACGCGCUGCACAUUCUCGUUUCCGGCAAGUGCGACGCCAUCACCCCGCCCGGCGAGGCAGUUGGCACGGUGCGGCGCACGAGGCUCUCGGUGGGAGCUAGUUUUGGCGGUCUCUACGGCGGAAGGGAGGUGUACCGCAAGGUGUACAGGGCCAUCUCGCAGUGCGUUGUCUGGGUGAUCCCGCGCGACGACUUUGAGGCGCUCUUCUCCAGGUACGCCGACGAAGCCAUGAAGCGCGUCUACCUAGGCGCGCUGAAGCAGCACCACAUGGAGCACCUCUUGCGGAACUACCACGCCUCCGAGUGCAUGACGCGUGUGCCGAUCUACCGCGCCCUCGAUCGGGAUAUUGGGGUGUACGCAAAGGACUUCACACCGUUAGUGCUAACAAAGGGCGACGUUCUCUUUGAGCAGGGCGAGCCGCCUGGCGACAUCUACUGCCUUCUGGAGGGCCAGGUGCAGCGGCAGCAGCUGGGGGAGGACAUGACGUAUGAAAGUGGCACAUCGCAAAUUCUCUCUCCAAAUGAAUCGGAGAACAGCUUCUCCCUCAGCACACGCUUCGUGCUCCUGGGCGAGGAGCCGCACAUUUUGCCGGCGCCGUUGCGCUACAAGUGCUCCGUCUUCAGCCGUGCCGCACUUUUCUUCAGGGUCAAAGGCGACCGCUUCGUGGACGCCCUGCUGGAUGACGCCAAACUUUUUCUCCGCAUCCGGGCCAAUCUGAAGGCGCAGAUACGCCGCUCGAUGCGGCUCUCCCCAGAGGCCCUGGUCAGGGUGCCGCUGCUGCAGGAAAUGUCGGGGGCGAACCUUCAUAACAUUGCGAACGCCGCCGAGGCCCGUGUGGUGGAGCGGUGUACCUCAAUAUGCGAGCCCGCGCAGGCCGUUCGGGAGAUUUACCUGCUGACGGCGGGCGAGGUGCAGGAUCCGCGGCAGCUCAACCGCGCACCUACCUUGCCAAUGUCGCCCCCCGUCACGGAGGCGGAGGAGACGCCGGAAAACGCGCAUCCAAAGGGAAAGAAGGAGCGGAACACCAAAAACGUCUUUGCAGGACACGAACGGGAAAAGGGAACGUCAAACAUGCCACAAGCACACGAAACCGCGUUGGCAGGGCGGUAUCAUUACCAAAGUAACUCCAGAUCGGCGUCUGACGGCUUGGAACCCGCGCAGCCCCGCUGGACUUUUUUCCGGGGCAGCAACCAGGGUGAAUUCUUGAAUGGCAUUACGUACCCGGACGAACAGCAGGAACUUGCACCGCCGCUGCCGCCGAACCCCACAAAAAACUUUCUUUGCACCGUCGGUGGUGGAUGGGAGGGACUACUUGUGGAGAAGUGGCCGAACGGGUGGGAGACGAGCACCACCGUAGAGCUUUGGGCCAUACCAACCCUGCAUAUACGGACAGAGUUUAACUCUUUACCAAAGUCGAUACAAAACUCGAUUCUUUUGUGCGCCCGCACACUGCAGAUGCAGGCUCUUGGUUUGUCCUCCAUUGUGGUGGCAAAGCUGCCGCCCAUGAGUGUCUUUGUGCCACCGGAAAAGCGCGUCAAAAACCCCAGCCUGGGGAUUGAAAAGGGCCAAGCACGGGACAAGAGUGCCUCGUCCCUCCGACGGAAGCACGCCGGGAGUAUCCAGUCGCAUGAGCGCUCUACAGCAACGGGGAGCCGGCGCGGACGCGCCACUGCCGAGCUCUCGGGGUCGCAUGGAAGUAUACUAAGUGGGUCCUCGGUAGGCUUCUUGGCGAAUGAAGAGAUGAGCUUUUCAAGGAAAAAAGCUUUCCAGCAGCGCGUGCCGCUGCUCACUCCACUCACCACGUCCACUGCAACGAAAAGUCCAUCCCCCGCAAGAAGGGGAAAGAAUGUAAAAAGCGGCAUCAAGUCCAAAGCCAAAGAUGCAGCAGCUACUCUGAAGGUGGAGCCCACGGAGGCGCCAAAGCCUAAAGCGGGACCCCCGCCACUCCUCUUUCUUCGAAAGCUUGCCUCCAAGCUUGAGGAAAAGCCACCCAUAAUUACCUCCGAGAUGUGUGCCUUGUACGCUGGGCGGGAGCCGCAGAAGGGCAUCAUUCGGCAACCGCAACCGAUAGCAAGCAGAGUGGCAGGGGUAGCCAAUAACGCCGUGAUCUCUGCCGACCAGCAACCCAGCUGGCCAGUGGCGGCGGGGGCGAGGAGGCAGUGGUUCCACGUGGUGCCAAGCUUUGCGCCCCUUCCAGGCACCGUCAAUAAUAAUAACUAUAUCACCAGUGCGCCUAACCUCUUGCCGAACACAGCACUGAUGGUAAAGCGCGAGAAGGGGUACGGUGAGGUGCUAGCCUCGCAAGCAAACUUCUUUGCGUCUCUGGCACAGACCAGGCGAGCCCAGGCGACGGGGUAUGAAUCGGCCUCAGCGUUUUCCCCCGGUGAACCAAAAAGUUUUCCUUCUCCAACAAGAUCAGCUUCGCCGAGGUUGAUGGGUCGACCCGUUCCUGGGCGAUACGCGUAUCGUUUGUAA
Trypanosoma conorhini is the source of this 3408-nucleotide messenger RNA. RefSeq lists its product as uncharacterized. Bases 1 to 3408 code for a protein of 1135 amino acids. NCBI's taxonomy places the organism in Eukaryota, Euglenozoa, Kinetoplastea, Trypanosomatida, Trypanosomatidae. The transcript has a single exon. The record is from RefSeq and is a predicted model, not a curated record. Gene Ontology annotation, cellular component: cytosol. Gene Ontology annotation, molecular function: DNA-binding transcription factor activity.